Molecule: messenger RNA, 1293 nt
Organism: Oncorhynchus masou masou (cherry salmon)
Lineage: Eukaryota; Metazoa; Chordata; Actinopteri; Salmoniformes; Salmonidae
Exons: 2
Coding region: 192-1232 (346 amino acids)
Source: RefSeq, a predicted model, not a curated record
UUCAGUAAAAAUGUGGGAUUACAUAAAACAGUUUGAUUGCAUCAUUUCUUUAUUUUUUUUAAAUUGAUUUAUUUGCCAAGUAUACUAUUUAUUCGAUGACAUCCACAAAUUAAUUGUGAGAGCCUAUAAUAUAAUUUCCCUCCAAAAUGCAAUUAUAAAUAGUCAAUAUAGCAGAGUAGGCUCUUUCAACAAUGAGACCAACGUUGAGGAAGGUGGUCUUGAUCGCGCUGUUGGGCCGGGACCAGCCCCGCCGAAAGCGCAGGUCUGUGUGGGUCCAGAGAUGGUUAAAGUCCCGAAAGCAAGCAGGGGAGUUCCACCGUCUAAUUCAAGAGCUUCGACUGUUUGUAGAGGAAUUCCGAAGUUACUUUCGUCUGGACGGAAGCCAGUUCGAUCACCUGCUCCAGAUGGUUGGAGCCAGGAUCACCCGGAUGGAUACCAACUACCGGGAGUCCAUCAGCCCAGUUGAACGCCUGGCGAUUUGUCUCCGAUUCUUGGCGACAGGGGACUCCUACAGGACCAUAGGAUUCAGCUUCCGAGUUGGACGGUCCACGGUGGCAGGCAUUGUCCCCUCUGUGGCACAAGCCAUUUGGGACUGUCUGGUUGGUGAAAACAUGCCUGUCCCCAAGGAGGAAGACUGGAGGACCAUCACUGCCGAGAACCUGGAGAGGUGGAAUUUCCCCAACUGUCUUGGCUCCAUUGACAGGAAACAUGUAGUAAUCCAGGCUCCACUGUGCUCAGGUUCACAAUUCUGCAACUACAAGGGUAUAUAUUCAGUUGUACUCUUGGCUGUAGUAGAUGCCAUCUACUGCUUCCGUGUUGUCGAUGUUGGUGCUUACGGCAAGGGAAGUGAUGGCGGGACCCUCCGGGACUCUGCCUUCAGCCAGGCACUUCAGGAUGGCACCCUGGAUAUUCCACCACCUGCAUCACUCCCUGGGGCUGAAGACCUGGGACCUGUUCACCACGUCUUCGUCGGCGAUGAGGCCUUCCCUUUAAGACCCAACCUCAUGAGGCCCUACGCUGGACGCCAGCUGCCAUUGCCAAAGCCUGUAAGGAUCUUUAACAAACGACUGUCCAGGGCAAGGUUAGUUGUUGAAUGCGCCUUUGGGAUUCUGGCAGCCCUGAUGGAGAAUGUAUCGGAGAGUGCUUGGCCUCAGCCCCUCAAAUGUCGAUGUCUGCGUGAAGGCCACAUAUUCUCCACAACUACCUGCGGAGGUAAUUUAAGAGCCCCUUAACACAAAGGUUAUUUUAAGAACCAUCCACCGUUGUCCAUAAAAUUGCAUUUUUUCCCCCAGA